AGGACGAGGCGAUUCAGUCCGUCCGUGUGUGAGGUGAAUCCGCGACGUCGUCGUCGAGACAAGAUGGCGGCGGCGAUAAUGGCGGCGGCGGGAGGAGGUGGCGGAGGAGGGGUAGCGGCGGCGGCAGCGGCAGCAGCCCUGGCGGGGCUCGGCCCGGGGAUGCCGCCCGGCCCGGGUCCGUCGUCGUCCUUCCCCUCCGGCGGCCUCCUGGUCCCCCCUCAGCCGCCCCCUCCGGGCGCCGUCCGGAUCGGCGACCGCCUGUACUCGGGGGUGCUGAUCACGCUGGAGAACUGCCUCCUCUCGGACGACGCGCUCCGCUUCACGCCUUCCAUGGGCAGCGGCCUGGAGGCCGAGACCGAAGGGCAGCUCCGCAUCACCGGCUGCGAGCUCAUCCAGGCCGCCGGCAUUCUGCUCCGGCUUCCUCAGGUCGCCAUGGCCACGGGGCAAGUGUUGUUCCAGCGUUUCUUUUACACAAAGUCAUUUGUGAAACAUUCCAUGGAGCAUGUGUCGAUGGCCUGUGUUCAUUUGGCCUCAAAAAUUGAAGAAGCCCCAAGACGUAUACGGGAUGUGAUUAAUGUAUUUCACAGACUUCGACAUCUACGUGAGAAAAAGAAGCCCGUGCCUCUAAUACUGGAUCAAGAGUACGUUAACUUGAAGAACCAAAUCAUAAAGGCCGAGAGGAGAGUUCUGAAGGAGUUAGGGUUCUGUGUGCACGUCAAGCACCCUCAUAAGAUAAUCGUUAUGUACCUUCAGGUAUUAGAAUGUGAACGUAACCAACACCUGGUCCAGACGUCAUGGGUAGCCUCUGAGGGUAAGUGACUAAGACUUCUCCUCUGCUGCCCACUCGCUCUGGUGCAGGGAUAACUGCCGUCUUCAGUCAAACCAAAGCAGGCUCCGCAGAGAGAAGGCUGGCUCUAGACAGGUGGUAUACGUACACUAGUAGAGUUAAACACUGGCCGACUUCCGCUUGUGAUUUCUGUUUCCCAACUUGAUAAAAAAAAAGUUUUAUUUGCACACUUUACAGAUAAGUCUGAAUCUUGAAUGCAUUUAUUGUUGAGAUGACUGAUGCUGUGUUUUAUGUCUUUAGAAUGCAAAAAAAGUUCAUUAAAUUGGAUUUUAAAUUAUUGGGUGGAAGGUGGGGGGGAGAUUUGAGUUCCAUAAAUGCCGGUUAUUGCACCUAACUUAAAAUUUUGUCACUCGGAUGAAUGUUUUUGAAAAUUCAGUGUUGCAAUAAAGAGCUUUAUAUGUUAAGUGUUCUUAUCCCCAAAUCGCACAGCGCUAAAUUUCUCACACUGUACUUUUAAAACUCAAGGGGACAAGAUCUGAUAAACCUGUUUCCACAUGUCUGGUGUCCCCAUGCCUUUCAGCAGACUGCUUUGGCAAUGGGAGAUUUCCAGAGUUAGCCUGAUGCAUUGUGGGGAUCAGCUGUCUCGGGGGGAGGAGGAGUUCCUUUGCACUCAAGUAGCUCUUGGGAUCCUGUGGGCAGCAAUCUGCUGGAGAAAAUAAGGAACUAGCAGAAAAGCCUUGGUUACGGAAGCAUUUGUUGCAGAGAGGCUAGCAAGUAUUUGAGCAACCUGAAAACAUUCUAAAGAACUGUCUGUCUUGAAUGCCUAGCCUGAUGCCCUAUGUCCCAGCACAGGUGGGCUACUCAGAAGUGGAAUCUAAACUAUUAGUCAUUCUGUAAUUCGUCAUUCUGCCAUUUUGGAAGUCAGAGGGCAUCCACUUCCAUCUAUUUAACAGUCUUCUUAAAUUUCUCUAGCAAGAUUGGAAAUAAUAUUUCAAACCCUUCAGCUUUGUUCAGUUAAGGAACAAGCAGUGGUGGAUACCCCAAACCAUCUGUUGUUUGACUUGCCUCCCUUGCAACACAUCACAUAGCAGCUGUUCCAGUUGUCUGUGCAUGGCUUGACUUUAGGCAACUGAGACACAUAGUUUGGGGGUCACCCGAUGUUAAUUCAGUCAUUGCACAUCUGAUGCUCAUAAUGCAUCUCCGAGGGUCAUCUCCGGCUCAUAGAUGCUUCUGUUCUGGGUCAUGCUUUAAUUAUUGUCUGAUGUGCUGCUUGGACAGUAGAUUUUUCCUAGAAAAUAAUCUCUGCCUUCUGGGAUCUUGCACACACUUUAGCUGCAAAAAAAGAAAAAAAGAAUCUGUAUUUUCAGACGUCCUUUCAGGGGAGAAAUGUGUAAACCGUACUGACUGUGAGUCAUGUGCAAUAUUUUUGCAGUUGCCUCAUUCUGUGAACACUGAGUUUAAGAAACGUUGUUACUUUGGGGCAAUCUGGAAGCGAUCCAGCGCCGAGCCAGUGGAAGAAAGCUGCGUGAACAUGGGGGUCUUCAGCUGCAGCGCUACCAUAACAUCCGGAUUGAACUUCUGGCUCUGAAGGGAUUUAUGUGGCCGUGUGUAUCCUGGAAAACGGCCCUGUCGGAAAGCUGUAGAAGAGACCAACUGGAUCCCAAAGAAUCCUCCAUUCGGAUCUGCAGCUGCAGAUUAUCCACCUUGAGCCUGCAUGCGGCUCUCUUUGAUGGGAUGAAGCCUCGAGUUUGAUAAGAUUUCUUCAAAUAUGCUACACAUUGUGUCUGAAUUUUUUUAUAUAUAUAUAGACGUUGUUUUGCAUGAGAACAGGCCAGUAGAUCACAACAGGGAGAAAAGUAAAGUUAAAAUUGGUUCUCUUUCACAAAUUCCCGCCAGGCAGUUGAUAUAUUCCCAAGAGGCACCCUUCCCUGGAAGGAAGCUUUCUUUUCUAACCUGUCAGAUUUCACAGGGUUAUCUAGACUUCAGAUGUAGCCGUAGAACACCUAGAUAACUAGCUACAAUAGAGAAAAAGACAAACAAACCUAGUAGAGUCAGAGCAGGGUUCUGUCCGACUGCUACAACUCCUGCUGUCACUGCUUUUGUCAUCUUAGGAACUAUAUG
Molecule: messenger RNA, 2908 nt
Organism: Gekko japonicus
Lineage: Eukaryota; Metazoa; Chordata; Lepidosauria; Squamata; Gekkonidae
Gene: CCNL2
Product: cyclin L2
Exons: 6
Coding region: 64-819 (251 amino acids)
Biological process (GO): regulation of transcription by RNA polymerase II
Cellular component (GO): nucleus
Molecular function (GO): cyclin-dependent protein serine/threonine kinase regulator activity
Source: RefSeq, a predicted model, not a curated record